AUGUCCUCCACCAGCGUCCAUACAGAAGCAUGGCAGCCUCAAGAAUUACAUCACUCCCAUCAUCUCUCCCACCAUAACGAACAAGAACAAGAAGCCAUCUUCUUGAUCGACGUUUAUGUCCAAACCCCCGACGGCAACAUUACCUGGUCUCAGUUUCCAGUCCUCAAGAACCAUCUUCUUCUUCACUCAACCUCCUGGUCUGCAGUUGCUAAUCUUCUCGUCCACACUAAUACCCCCAUGGAUGCUUACGCCCACGUCAUAUCAAAGAUUAUCACCUGCGCACGUUCGCUCGCCGCUCGAGAUUGGAACGUUCACAGCAUGAUUAUUCCCAUGGUUGUGUCUCUUCGGGUGGAUCAACGGGAUGAUUCAUGGCAGGCGCAUCACGCACUGGAGAAAGUUGUUGUUGAAUGGUGUUUAGCAGGUGAGUGUCCGAUAUGUUUGGAAGAGAUUGUGGUAGGAUCAGAAGCUGCUCGCACACGUUGCCGCCAUGUUUAUCAUGAAGACUGCAUCAGAACAUGGCUUCGUAGAUCCAGUGUCUGCCCUUUAUGUCGAUCUGCUUUUUCUUAG
Molecule: messenger RNA, 567 nt
Organism: Carica papaya (papaya)
Lineage: Eukaryota; Viridiplantae; Streptophyta; Magnoliopsida; Brassicales; Caricaceae
Biological process (GO): protein ubiquitination
Cellular component (GO): cytoplasm
Molecular function (GO): ubiquitin protein ligase activity
Source: RefSeq, a predicted model, not a curated record